Molecule: messenger RNA, 3952 nt
Organism: Monopterus albus (swamp eel)
Lineage: Eukaryota; Metazoa; Chordata; Actinopteri; Synbranchiformes; Synbranchidae
Gene: marchf5
Product: membrane-associated ring finger (C3HC4) 5
Exons: 7
Coding region: 143-988 (281 amino acids)
Molecular function (GO): zinc ion binding
Source: RefSeq, a predicted model, not a curated record
CACCUCAGAGACGGCUAGUCAAUGGAGUCAAGUGGUCACAUAAUGCGGCGAUAAUAGUGACAAACGAGGCCGCAGCUGGUGUAAACUCUUCUACCAGCAAGACUGCAUUUCAGCAUUAAAAAAAUAGCUUCGCUUCACGAUAAUGGCGGAACAGAGUGCCGUGGUCAUGCAGCAGAAUUUGGACAGGAGCUGCUGGGUGUGCUUCGCCACAGACGAGGACGACCGCACAGCAGAGUGGGUGCGACCAUGUCGCUGCCGCGGCUCCACUAAGUGGGUUCACCAGACCUGCCUGCAGCGCUGGGUGGAUGAGAAGCAGCGUGGCAACAGCACAGCGCGUGUGGCCUGCCCACAAUGCAAUGCAGAAUACCUCAUUGUCUUUCCCAAGCUGGGUCCUGUGGUCUAUGUGCUGGACCUGGCUGACCGGCUCAUCUCUAAGGCUGGACCCUUUGCUGCUGCUGGCAUCAUGGUGGGCUCCAUCUACUGGACUGCUGUCACCUAUGGAGCGGUCACUGUCAUGCAGGUGGUGGGCCACAAAGAGGGCCUGGAUGUGAUGGAGCGGGCCGACCCUCUGUUCCUGCUCAUUGGCCUGCCCACCAUCCCCGUCAUGCUAAUCCUGGGCAAGAUGAUCCGCUGGGAGGACUAUGUGCUGCGUCUGUGGAGGAAGUACUCGAAUAAACUGCAGAUCCUCAACAGCAUCUUCCCAGGGAUUGGCUGUCCAGUUCCUCGUAUCCCCACGGAGGCCAGCCCCCUAGCAGACCACGUCUCAGCCACACGAAUCCUGUGUGGCGCCCUGGUCUUCCCUACCAUCGCCACCAUAGUGGGGAAGCUCAUGUUCAGCAGCGUCAACUCCAACCUGCAGAGGACCAUCCUGGGAGGCAUCGCCUUUGUGGCCAUUAAAGGAGCCUUUAAGGUGUACUUCAAACAGCAGCAAUACCUGAGGCAAGCCCACCGUAAGAUCCUCAACUUCCCUGAGCAGGAGGAGGCCUGAGGAGAGGGACGACGGCCGGAUGAGCCACCCACCUCAGCAGCACGAAGGAGGGGGAGAUGAACCUGUCAGGAAGUGCUGGUCAGACAGACUUUGGAUCAGCAUCAUUUGCCUAUUCCCCCACCCCUUGAACACCCCUCACCCCCGGCACUCGGUGCGAGGUAUCUCGACCACCACCGCUACAUUGUUUUUAAACUUCAGACACUUUGAAGAUGGGCAAGACUGUUUUGCAGUUACAUUCUCUCUCUCUCUCUCUCUCACACACACACAACUAUUCCAAGAACUCAUGCAGGGUGGAUGUUUCAACAAUCACAACACUUAUUGUGAACUUGUAUUUUAAAGAACAGUAUAGGGCAUGUGUAUUUAGAAAGUUUUAUUUUAUUUGAUUUUUUUUUUGCAGAUUUGAAAAGGGUUUCUAUUGAAUGACGAAUAAUGUUCAAUAAUGUGGGAUGUACUAAUUAAAUAAUGUUUUAACAGUUGUCUGUCGUGAUACAGGAGGCAUUAAGGGAAUAUUUCUUAUAUAGUGACUGAACUAUUAACCUAACCCACUGACCACAGAUCAGAUAUUAGAGGUGUGUGUUUUAGAACCUGCAUUAUUUGAGUGACGUUUCAUUCCUUUUCUUUCUUAUGCCUUAGCAGUGUUCACAGUGAUUGUCAUUGUAGCUCCAUGUGGUCUUAGUAUUCACCCAUCACAGCCCUCCAAGGUUUGGUUGAGCUCCAUGAAACCGUCUUUACAAAAUGUGACGAUAACAUGGAUGUUUGUCCUUUCAGAAUUUUUCAGUGACUGAAUGUGAUACUGAAAGCUUCAGGUACUUAGCAUGUGAAGGAACCUUUUUUUAUAUGUCCCAACAUAUGAUCAGACUCUUGUUGCCUGAAUGUAACUGGGGACAGCAGCAAUUAAGUCACUGGUACAUUGGCAUUUGUGGAUAUUAAAGGGACAGUUCACUGAAAUGGCACACCAUACUUUCUCACUUAAGACUAGUGAAAUGUAGCUAUGCAGUUUAUGAUUUCUGCUUCCACCCAGAGAUGUGAUUUGUAUUAUUUUUUAAUUGCACUGAAAAAUUACAUUUUAAUUAAAAUAACCCUAUUGAUCAUUUCUAAUACUUAAAUGCUAUUAACUAUGCAGGAGAAUGCAUUGGUAUAGCAGUUAAAAUCUCAAAGCCUGGACAAGGAAUGGUACAGUGUCUGUGUGAGAGGUAGUUUCAGUGAACUGACUCUUUCACAUAGCACCACAGGAAAGUAAAUGCAUUUGUUUUAAACCAUUGGAGCAUGUGAUUACCAAUUUAACUUUUCCAUGUGGCAGAAUUGCAGUUUGUGGGACAGAACCAUGGUGUGGGUUGCUGUUUCCUGCCUCUCUGGGAAGUAUGAGAAACUAUAGUAUGACUUCAUGUGGACAGACAAAAGUACUACUUGAAAUAUUUAACCUGCACCUAUAAACUGGACUUGCUUUAUAUCUAUGAACCACAGCUUCCCCCUGUACAUUUAAAGGCUCUGCCAAACGAGAUGUGAACUGUGUUGUACAGUUAUUGCUUCAGACUUUUGGGUUCUGUUGUAUCCGUUCUGUGAAUGUAUUUUUCCAAAUGUAGAAGUGCAUGUGUUAAGUGCUGGGAAGGGAGAGGCUGCAGCAGAAAUGCACACACCGUUCCAUUAAACUGUUUAAUUAGAAACAAAACAAACUCAAAACUUCAGCACUCAUCAGUGGCCCAUGAAUUCAACCAGCCAAAUCAGUCUUGUUGCCAGACAUCCAGAAUCUCAAAAUAAAAAUCUGAUUUUCUAAAUGUAAACCUGUCAUUAGGUUCUUAACAGGAUAAACAGUGUGAGGCCCACCCAAGUCUGAUAUGUAAUGUUGCUAAUUUUUUCCGUGAAACUGGCUUCGUCACACCCCCAGGCAUUGAGCUACUGCCUGUGGGAGUCCAAGACGACUGCUGGUUGUCUUUGGGUCAAAUGUUUUUACACAGUAGCACUUGGUAAUGAAGGGCCUUAACUGUAAGUAACAAAAAAAAUUUUGAAAUGGUUUUGAUCUGACAUAGUAAAAUGCUGGAAAACACUGGGCAAGCUUUAGAUAGGCCCCCCCUUCUUAUUCUGCCCCAUACUUUUCCCUGUCCACAUCAUUAAGUUUAUUGCUUAGAGAAGUGCAUAUAUUCAGAAGAAAGUCCAGAAUGGAGCUUUUCUCCAACCCCCUUCUGCCAUCAACCUGAACUGUCUCAGAGAAAAAGGCUAGCUUUACUGGAAGAGCCUAAGCUCAGUCAUGCAGUCUGGGUGGGUGACAGGGUGAGAUCCUGGAGCAUUUUACCCUGGAUCAAACAGGGAGCAGCCCAGUGCAGCUGCAUACAAAUAAACCGAUUCCCCUUGGAAAGGCACAAGCUGCAGAAAGUCUCACAUUCAGACAGAGUGCAGAAUGAAAUGGGGGGGACUAUUUUAAAACAAAACUUGAAGACCAAUAAUUUAAUCACAUUAAGUGAACAAGGAACUAAUGUAGAUGAGACAAAAGCUGUUUAUUUCAAAUCGAUCACUAAUAUCUAAUGUAAAAAAGAAAAAACAGCAUGGAGGUACCCCUGAGAUCUCAAUUACAUACUACUGUAAAAUGAAGUAAAAUAUAAAAACAUGAUUCGUGAGUGGAUCUCCACGAUUAUAGCAAUUUAAAACAGCUUCUCCAAGGGUCCCAACAUUUUACUAGUCUACAAACAAAAGCAUUUCAAAACCUGUGAGGAUUAAAACUAAUUAUAAGGCAGUUAUUUGUCAAAUGCAUACAUGAGAAUAAAAUACUCCAUCUGAAUGAGCACAUUUCCUGACAGUGUUUGCAGGAGCGUUAUGGUGCCUCAGUUACAUGGCGAACACCAGUCUGACAGAUAAAACCUUCACAGAAAUACUAUCUUUAAUCUCUACAGCCUCCAGUUCAUCACAAACCCGCUAUCAAUUUCCAAAGCAGCAUAUCUGAAUAACAAAUAAAAAGCCUCCUACUCUGAA